Molecule: messenger RNA, 570 nt
Organism: Sclerotinia sclerotiorum 1980 UF-70
Lineage: Eukaryota; Fungi; Ascomycota; Leotiomycetes; Helotiales; Sclerotiniaceae
Exons: 2
Coding region: 1-570 (189 amino acids)
Biological process (GO): proteasome assembly
Source: RefSeq, a predicted model, not a curated record
AUGACAACAACCACAUCUCCUCUUACAAAUCUUCCGGCGAACUCGGAUGUCUAUCCCUCACCGUUUCCCGCUCGCUCGAAAACUGCUUCUGCUAUGAUUAGUGGUGUGCCUACGGAUGUUUCCUGCAUGUAUUUUGCGGAUAGGAUUUUAGUUACUAUUUCUCAGGGAGGAAGGUUGGGUCAAUGGAUACAAAUCCCUCUCACCAGCGCCUCUCCCACCAGCUUCGACACGGCAAUUCCCCUCCCAUCUUCCACAUCUACCUCGAUAUCCAAUGGCGCAAAUAUGAUUCUGCCUCUUGAACAUUUAACUCCUCGUACGUUAUUAGGUGCGGCUGGGGAAAAGAGAGAGAGGAUUGCUCAUUUGUAUGCGAGUCAGAUUGGGAGUAUGAUUUUGGGGAGGGAUCCGGAGGAGAGGAGGACGGUUUUGUUGGGGCUGGGGUUGGAGGAGGAGAAGGGAAAGGAGAGUGUGGGUGCGGUGGAUGGGGAAGGAGAAGAUGGGGAGAGGAAGGGGAGAGAAGGGGAGAGAAUGGAAUAUUUUGAUUUGUUGGAGUUGGUGGGUGGGGUUUUGUGA